Effrenium voratum is the source of this 1644-nucleotide messenger RNA. Lineage: Eukaryota; Dinophyceae; Suessiales; Symbiodiniaceae. The record is from the annotation of a GenBank genome assembly.
AUGCGCAAGAUAAUAGAAACCGCCGGUCAACUUCCAGACAUCCUCAUCAGCUGGAUUACCCCCAACGUGCGCCAGUUCCGGGCAAGCAAACUGCCCGUGGUCUGGCUGCUUGCACUACUUGUCGGUGCACUGGUGGCCUUGGCCGCGAUUGCCUUCCGCACCGCCAUCGGACUUAUCCAGUGGCCCUGGCUGCGCACGACGACUGAACUCACGAUCCAGGCUGCCACCCAGCAACCCUGGUGGAUUGUCAUGCUCGCGCCGGCGAUUGCCGGAUUGCUGGUCGGCUGGAUCCUGCACAAGUACCACCCCUAUCAGCGGGCCGGCGGAGUUGCCGACGUUAUCGAGGCGCGCGCCUAUGGAGGCCGCGGUCUGCCCUUCAAGGCCGGUCUGUGGUCCGCGCUGGUCACGGUUAUUUCGCUCGGCGGCGGUGCCAGCGCAGGUCGCGAAGGCCCGGUCGUUCACCUUGGAGCAACGGUAGGAACGGCGGUCUGCGGUUUCUUCCAGCUUCCCGAUUCAGCCCGCCGGAUCCUGCUCGCCUGCGCCGUGGCCAGCGGUGUUUCAGCCUCCUUCAACGCUCCGAUCGCCGGUGUUCUGUUUGCCCAUGAAGUCGUGCUGGCGCACUACGCGGUGUCAGCCUUCGUGCCCAUCGUGCUGGCGUCGGUCAUGGGAACGCUUUUGUCCCGCCUGUGGUUCGGAAACGUUGCAGCCUUCGAAAUCCCGCAAUACGAAAUCACGUCCUAUCUGGAAAUCCCCGCUUUUGCGCUCCUUGGACUGACGUGUGCGGCCGUCGCCAUCAUCUUCCAGUUUGCAUUGAUCGGCAGCGACUGGACGGCACGCAAUAUAACAAUGCCCCUCUGGCUCAGACCGGUUAUCGGUGGUCUGGCUGUCGGUGCGAUCGGUGUUUUCUAUCCGGAGAUUCUGGGAGUCGGCUACGAGGCGACGGAUCUUGCGCUGAAACACGAACUGACCAUCAACACGAUGCUGACCCUUCUUGUGGUGAAGACCGCAGCAACGGCAAUAACGCUCGCAUCGAGGUUUGGAGGCGGCAUAUUUUCGCCAUCCCUUUACCUCGGCGCCAUGACAGGCGGUGCGUUCGGUCUGAUCGCAGCCUCCGUGUUUCCCGAAAUGGCUUCGAGCCAUGGCCUUUAUGCCAUUCUUGGCAUGGGAGCGGUUGCGGCCGCGGUGCUUGGAGCACCGUUUUCAACCACCGUCAUUGUCUUCGAACUGACCGGCGGUUACGCCCUGUCGAUCGCUCUGCUGCUCGCGGUCUCGAUCGCAACGGGACUGACACAGGCCGUUCACGGCAAGUCCUAUUUCCACUGGCAGCUUGGCAUGCGCGGAUGUUUCGUCAAUGAAGGCGCGCAUCAAUUCCUGAGCGAAACCGUGAAGGUCCGUGAUUUCAUGGAUCCACCACCGGAAAACGAGGAAGAGCAGCUCUUCAACCCGGGUGAAGAUGGGCCCUAUCUGCACGAUACCGAUACCCUGGAAAGCGCCUUGAAAAGCUUCGAUUCCUGCGGCAAGGCCACGUUGCCCGUCGUUCGGAAGGGAGAUGCGACCAAGGUUAUCGGUCUGGCCCGCCAUGUCAGGGGCCUGCGGUACUUCAACGCUGCCUUGAUCAAGGCCACCAAGGAAGAGCAUCACUAA